This is a messenger RNA of Komagataella phaffii GS115, 579 nucleotides long. RefSeq lists its product as hypothetical. Bases 1 to 579 code for a protein of 192 amino acids. Lineage: Eukaryota; Fungi; Ascomycota; Pichiomycetes; Pichiales; Pichiaceae. The record is from RefSeq and is a predicted model, not a curated record. The transcript has a single exon.
AUGCAAUUCUUAAAGACAAUUUCUUUGGCUAUCAUUUCCACUCUUGUCUCGUCUGCUGUGGGAGGACCUAUUAGAAAAUUUGGUAACGACUCCAAACAGUGCACUGAUUCAAGCUUCUACCACACCCUGAACACUACUUUCAUUACCAACUCUACUUCUACUCGGUUUAACUCAAGCAGCUUAGAGCCCACUGAGCCAUCAACUACUGUCACUGUGGAAACCUCAGCAUCUUCAUCAGAGCAAACUCCAGUUGAAUCGUCUAGUGGUUCUGAAACUACAGGAAGAGGAACAUUCUAUAACGUCAGUGCUGAUGCGUGUGGAACUUCCCAUACCAAUGCGGAUGAUGUUGUCGCCAUUGCUCAAAGCUUAUAUGAGUCCCUUGGAGUCAGCAAUGAGUACGUAAGUACAGCUUGCGGAAGAUACAUCAAUGCUAGCUACGGUGGAAAAAGUGUGAGAGUCCAAGUAGUCGACGCAUGCGCCUCCUGUUCCGAGAAUGAUCUUGAUUUUUCGCCUUCAGCUUUCCAAAAGUUGGCUGACCCAGAACUUGGAGUGAUCCAAGUUACUUGGUCCUUUGAAUAG